Messenger RNA from Jatropha curcas, 1460 nucleotides. It is a transcript of the gene URH2, whose product is annotated as uridine-ribohydrolase 2. Gene Ontology annotation, cellular component: cytosol. The record is from RefSeq and is a predicted model, not a curated record. Gene Ontology annotation, biological process: purine nucleoside catabolic process. NCBI's taxonomy places the organism in Eukaryota, Viridiplantae, Streptophyta, Magnoliopsida, Malpighiales, Euphorbiaceae. Gene Ontology annotation, molecular function: purine nucleosidase activity.
GAAUGUUAUGGGCGGAUUUGGCUUUUCAGAAAUAAUGAAAAAUAAACAAGGAGAAUGUCAGCGUUGAGUCCUACCAUCUCCACUGCUGAAGCAGUCAUAAAGAAGAAAUCAAACAUUGGGAUCUAAACUAUCACUCUCAAACUGUACCUGCUCAAUUUCUCACAAAUCAUUCACAAUUUAUCUGUACCAGGAAUUUUGAUCCAUUCCCAUCAAGCUCAUGGCAUCAGAGCUAAAGAAGAUCAUCAUCGACACUGACCCUGGCAUUGAUGAUGCCAUGGCCAUAUUUCUUGCGUUGAGGUCACCUGAAGUGGAGGUGAUUGGACUGACUACCAUUUAUGGAAAUGUUUAUACCACCCUGGCCACCAGGAAUGCCUUGCACUUGUUGGAGAUUGCAGGGAGGACUGAUAUCCCAGUGGCUGAGGGAUCUCAUGUUACAAUAACGAAAGGUACAAAACUUCGUAUUGCUGAUUUUGUCCAUGGUGCUGAUGGACUUGGCAACCAAGAUUUCCCCCCACCAAAAGGAAAGCCAAUCGAACAGUCAGCCGCUGAAUUUCUGGUUAAGCAAGCAAAUCAUCACCCUGGAAAAGUCACUGUGGUGGCGUUGGGCCCACUUACAAAUAUUGCACUGGCUCUUGAAUUAGAUCCUGCAUUUGCCAAAAACAUUGGACAGAUCGUUCUUCUUGGUGGUGCAUUCUCGGUAAAUGGGAAUGUGAAUCCUGCAGCAGAGGCAAAUAUUUUCGGCGAUCCAGAUGCUGCUGAUAUUGUCUUCACCAGUGGAGCAGAUGUUUUGGCUGUGGGAAUUAAUGUUACUCAUCAGGUUGUUUUGACAGAUGUUGACCGAGAGAAAUUGGCACAAUCAAGUGGAAAAUUUGCUCAAUACUUGUGCAAAAUUUUAGAGGUGUAUUUCUCUUAUCAUCAUGAGGCAUACGACACGAGAGGAGUAUAUCUUCACGACCCCACAGCACUUCUUGCAGCUGUUAACCCUUCACUUAUGACCUACAUUGAGGGUUCUGUUAGAGUCCAAACAACUGGAAUCACAAGGGGGCUGACAAUAUUGUAUAACAAACAGAAGAGGUUUGGUGAAGUAACCGAAUGGUCUGAUAAGCCGUCAGUGAAGGUGGCGGUAACGGUUGAUGCUCCUGCUGUUGUCAAAUUGGUCAUGGAACGCCUUAUGGAAUCAUAAACUUCACAGACCAGAAUUUCCUGUUUAUCGAGGAAAUCAUCUCUUGGUGGUUCAGUGGUCAAUAGACGGUGAUGUAGUUAAAAUUCCAUUGUUGAUAACUGAUCUAUGUUAUGUAUGUUACUGGUUAUCGGUUCAUAAUUUCGAAGUUUGAUGAUAUCCCACUGCAUUGAGUGAGAAGAGACAGAGAUGGUUUUAUUGACAUUGGGAUUAACAUUUUGUACCAAUUAUACUGGAAAUACUGAUGAAAUAAAGCAACUUGCUGUUUACAGGUACUCAA